Bombina bombina (fire-bellied toad) is the source of this 2712-nucleotide messenger RNA. It is a transcript of the gene PAWR, whose product is annotated as pro-apoptotic WT1 regulator. NCBI's taxonomy places the organism in Eukaryota, Metazoa, Chordata, Amphibia, Anura, Bombinatoridae. Bases 142 to 1155 code for a protein of 337 amino acids. Gene Ontology annotation, biological process: apoptotic process; positive regulation of apoptotic process. The record is from RefSeq and is a predicted model, not a curated record. Gene Ontology annotation, cellular component: cytoplasm. The transcript has 7 exons.
GCCGAGCACUGGUGCAUGAGAACAGGCGAGAGGUUGCUAUUCCGCACCUUGUCCUGGACAUAUUGAGCUCCCGUGACGGAUUGAUCACCCCUCUAUACAGCUGGAGAAGACUGUUAAGACUACAAGAGACUUGCUUGGAAGAUGGCAAGUGGUGGAUUCAGGGCAAGCACUCCAGCUACAACUGACUUCCUAGAAGAAUGGAAAGCAAAGCGAGAGAAGAUGAGAGCCAAGAUGCAUGCAGCAGAGUUACUAGCAGCAGGAGGUGUAGUGGUCAGUGACACUGCAAAUAAGGCCAGUAAUGAACUGAACAACAAUAGCAGCAUCAAUGCGCCAACCAAUAGCAACCAAGCCCCAACUUCCUUCUCUGUCUGUAAAGCCCCAGCAGUCAGAAGGGCUGAGGAGGAUGUACCAGUUACUUCUGUUGUGGUGCAGCAAAGGAAAGGACCAGGGCCGGUACAAGAUGGAGUAUGUGCAGCUAGUACACAAGAAGACUCCCCACCACCAGCUUCACAGGAAACGCCAACAAAGGCAAAAGAUAAAGGAAAGAACUGCAGUGGUCCAAGUGCCAGGAAGGGUAAAGGACAGAUAGAGAAGAGAAAACUCAGGGAAAAGAGACGAUCUACAGGAGUUGUUAAUAUCCCUUCAGUUGAAAGUCCAGAUGAAUUUGAGGAUGAUGAAGCUGGGCAAAAAGAAAGAAAAAAGGAAGAAUCAGUUACACAACAAAACACUGUGCAGAAUGAAUCUUUUACCAUAGACCCAAGUGAUUCAUAUUUGCAGCAGGAAACUGUAAGGACUGCUACAAACAGGUAUAAGAGCACCAGCAAUGCUUCUGAUGAGGAAACACUGAAUCGUUAUCAACGAACAGAUCGUACAUCAUACAAUCGCUACAACCGGGAAACAAAUUCUUCUGGCAACUCUGUGCCAAACGGUGCCCUGGAAAAAAAGAUUGAGGAACUUGAAAGGGAACUAGCAAGAGAGCGACAAGAAAACAUGAAGUUAAUGAAGUUGAUGCAAGACAAGGAAGAAUUAAUGUUAAAAAUGAAGGAUGAAAUAGAUUUAUUGAACCGAGAUUUGGAUGAUAUUGAAGAUGAAAAUAAACAGCUAAAGCAGGAAAAUAAGACACUUCUGAAAGUGGUUGGUCAGCUAACAAGAUAGAAAAUUGAUUGAAACUUCAGUUCAGCAAAAACACUACUGAUUCUCUUUAUUUUUAUUUUUUUUCUCAUGAGAGGCUGGAGGUAGCAUAAGGAUAUUGGAAAAGAAAGAAUAUCUUAACAGUGGAUAUACCCUUAAGACGACACACACACCUAGGUUUUGUAAGAGAAAAAAGUUUAAAAGGAUUGUCCAUUGCAAGAUUAUUUAUUUCUGUGGAUUAUCGGAUUAUGCUCCUUGUGAAUGAGGAAAUAUUGCACCUGUUUUUGGCAUUGUGAGAUAUAUAUAUAUAUAUAUAUAUAUAUAUAUAUAUAUAUAUAUAUAUAUAUUGUGUGUGUAUCUAUGUAUAUAUUCACUGUCCAUUUCAUGAAAAUGAUGAUAGGAUAGCUUUAUUCCUCAAUCUAUACAGGUGCAGUACCCCAGAAAUUUAUAUUCCACCACUUUUGUAGAAUACCACAUUUUGGCCCACUCUUCUGAGAUAAAUUGUGGAGGAAGACCACAUGGAAAAAAACCUUGUGCAUGAGUUACACUUUAGAAUCAAACCUCGGAUAUCAAAGACUAGAGAAGUAUGAUGGGGAAGAAAUAUUGCCCCAUCUUAUUUAGUGGCUUCCCUGUCUGAAGAAACUCCCUGAGGACAAAGGACAAUGGAAUAAGAAUGUAAACAGAGUCACUGAAAAGGAAUGUCUCCUGUCUGAAGAGGUCAGAGCUUGUACAGAGUUGGGACUAAACAGAAACUGUGAUCUUCAGAUCCUCCCCAUUGCUACUAAAUUUAAUGUGCUUAAUAGUUUAACACUUUUCAUGUUGGCUGUGCGUAACGUUCUUGGACAUUUCUGCACACUUCAGCAAAUGGCAUAAAUAAUUGGGUGUCAUUAUUAUUUUAUUUUUUUUACUUAUUCUGCCUCUGUGUAUUUGCACUCUUGAUUAACUAUUUAGAACUCUAUGUCAUUGUUUAUAUGUAUCCAUAUUUUGUUAUAUAAACACUAAUUAUUAUCCGUUUUAUCCUAAAAAAAAUUAAUGUGUAAUUUAAAACCAGAGGCAUUAAAGAGACAUCGUAAUGCACAAUUCACAUGCUCUGAUUGUAAAAGAGUAUGUCAUUGUUGCAUCUCUGAUCCUACAUAAUUCUGUGUUUAAUAAAGUGGUUAAAAUUAUAGGUAAAAUCCUUCUCUGGAGCUACAACCUUACAGCUAUUGAGGAGGACAUGGUUGUCAGCCAAUCAGGGGUAGCAGCCACACAACCCCACCAAUCACAGCCUUUGUGAUUUCAGCUCCUUUGCAUGUAUUUAACCCAUUUGUGGGGGUUAAAGACACUGUUAUCUAGGACCAGUAAUGUAAAAAUGAUUUGCUCUCACAAAUUAGAGCCUGUAAUAAUCACUUCAGAAUAUCUCUUUGUUAUGCGUGAGGUACAGCUUUUCUUGUAAAAGCAACUAGGGCUUGUUUUAACCCUCAUAAAUACCCUGUUUACAUUGUCUAAUGAUUGUUUAGAUACAAAUGGAAUUUUUAUUCUAAUUUUGUCAGAAGUGAAGCUGACAUUAAACAGUUAAAAAUAAAAUAUAAAAUAUUUUUA